This is a messenger RNA of Acanthosepion pharaonis, 714 nucleotides long. The record is from the annotation of a GenBank genome assembly. NCBI's taxonomy places the organism in Eukaryota, Metazoa, Mollusca, Cephalopoda, Sepiida, Sepiidae.
AUGGCGGCUUUCGAAGAAUCAGUCGUAUUGCGAGAACAUUCACUUGUCUCCCGUUCAACAACGCCUUUAUCUAUCUAUCUAUCUAUCUAUCUAUCUAUCUAUCUAUCUCAUGCCAUUCAUUAUCUAUGUAUCUUUCAUGGGCCAUAUCAUUAUCUAUAUGCCAUUCGGCAUCAAUGUUCAUGGGUUGUUCAUAUCUAUCUAUCUGUCUGUCUGUCUGUCUGUCUGUCUCAUGCUACUCGGUAUCUAUGUAUCUAUCCUGGGUUGUGCAUAUCUAUAUAUCUAUCUAUCUAUAUCAUGCCUUUCGGCAUCAAUGUAUCUAUCAUGGGUUGUUCAUAUCUAUCUAUCUAUCUAUCUAUCUAUCUAUCUAUGUAUCUAUCUAUCUAUCUGUCUGUCUGUCUCAUGCUACUCGGUAUCUAUGUAUCUAUCCUGGGUUGUGCAUAUCUAUAUAUCUAUCUAUCUAUAUCAUGCCAUUCGGCAUCAAUGUAUCUAUCAUGGGUUGUUCAUAUCUAUCUAUCUAUCUAUCUAUCUAUCUAUCUAUCUAUCUAUCUAUCUAUCUGUCUGUCUGUCUGUCUGUCCCAUGCUACUCGGUAUCUAUGUAUCUAUCAUGGGCUGUUCAUAUCUAUCUAUCUAUCUAUCUAUCUAUCUAUCUAUCUAUCUAUCUGUCUUUUUGCUUGUCUGUCUAUCAAUCUCAUACCAUUCGUUAUCCAUGUAUAG